CUUGGGGCAGCUGCGGACGGGGCGAUGGCGGCGCUGGAGUCGGAGCCGGGCCUGUCGGGGCUGGAGGAGGAGCUCACCUGCUCCAUCUGCCUCUGCAUCUUCAGCAGCCCCGUGACGGUGCCCUGCGGGCACAACUUCUGCGCCUCCUGCCUGGAGCUCACCUGGGCCGGGCUCUCGGGGGGCUUCAGCUGCCCGCAGUGCCGGGCCACCUUCGCGGGCCGCCCGCAGCUGCAGAAGAACACGGUGCUGUGCCGGGUGGUGGAGCAGCUCCAGGGCCGCUCCGGGGCCAAGGGCGAGGAAGAGGAGGAGAAUGAGGAUGGGGAUGGGGAGGCGGGGGGGUGCUGGGCCGCGGAGCCCCCCGUGCUCUGCGACAGCUGCCGGGAGGCGGCGGCCGUGCAGACCUGCCUGACGUGCACCGCGUCCUUCUGCGCCGAGCACCUGCGGCCGCACCGCGACAGCCCCGCCUUCCGCGACCACCAGCUCUGCCCCACCGUGCGCGACCUGCAGCAGCGCAAGUGCCCCCAGCACAACCGGCUCUUCGAGUUCUUCUGCGGCAAGCACGGCGUCUGCAUCUGCUCCCUCUGCCUGCUCGGGCACAAGCUGUGCCCCACCAGCCCCUUGGAGCAGGCAAAAGCCUCUGCCCAGUCGCUGCUGAAGAAAAAACUUGCGGAGCUGCAUAACCAGAGUGAAAGAACUGCCCGGGCAAUGAGCACGGUGAAAACAAAACAGAACCAAUCUGCUGAGACAGCUUCAAGAAAGAAGGAAUUGAUCAGAAAGGAGUUUUCAGAAGUUAAAGCUGUAAUUGAAGAAAGAGAAAAUGAGAUCAUGAAAGCAAUUACAGAGGAAGAAAAGAGAGUUUGGAAUAAGUUUGAUUAUAUUUACGGUGUUCUGGGAAAUAAGAAGAACGAAAUUCAGUCUCUCAAAGAUCAGAUUGAGAUGGCACUGACUGAAAGUGAUGAUAUUCUCUUUUUGAAGAGAGCAACAGCACUGCAACGAACAUCAACAAAAGAGGCUUUUGUUCCUGUAGUUGAAAUGGACCAAAAUGUUGUGCAUUCCACUUACCAGUCUGCCAUUACCCUCAAAGACAUAGUGAAGCUUUCAGUAAUUCAGAGUCGGGAGAAAAAAGAAGAAGCCAAACCUCUGAAAAUUCAGGUCCUUCCAGCAGCUCAUCCAAACAAAGCCACUGUUGGAAAGAAGCCUCCCGGACCACACCAGACCCGCAAAGAGAAAACUGUUCCCCAGGCUCAAGUCCCUUCACAGGGGGAGACAGAUACCACCAAAGAGAAAAAGAAAGCUGCUAAAGUUGCACUACCUGCCACACCAAGUGCCCCAGCUGCUGCUGCUGCUGCCAAAGAGCUGAUGGACAGCUUCCUGAAGAAACCCAGAGAGGAGCUCCUGCAGUACGCUGCCAACAUCACCCUGGAUUACAACACGGCCCACAACACGGUGGUUCUGGCUGACAACUACACCAGGAUGUCCAUCUCAGACACCUUCCCAGGGCACAGGCAGCACCCCCAGCGCUUCACCGACUACCGCCAGGUGCUGGGCUUCCAGUGCUUCAAGCGGGGAAUCCACUACUGGGAGGUGGAGCUGCAGCCCAGCAGCUUCUGCGGGCUGGGCGUGUGCUACGGCAGCAUGGAGCGCCAGGGCCCCCAGAGCCGCCUGGGCAGGAACUGCCGCUCCUGGUGCAUCGAGUGGCUCAACUCCAGGCUCUCCUCCUGGCACAACGACGUGGAGAAGUGCCUGCCCAACACAAAGGCCACCAAGAUCGGGGUGCUGCUCCACUGCGAUGGCGGCUUCCUCAUUUUCAUGGCCGUGGGGGAGAAGAAUAGCCUGAUCUAUAAAUUCAAAGCCCAGUUCACUGAAGCCCUGUACCCAGCCUUCUGGCUGUUCUCCAGUGAUGCUGUUCUCUCUCUCUGUCACAUGAAAGCGUAAGGCCUGGUAUCUCAGUUUAGUUCAUUUACAGCACAGAUAAUCUGUUUCAAAGAUUGAUUGUUUGAUGCAGAAAUUAUCAUCUCCUUUAAGCAGUUUAGAAAAUCUGCCAGUUCUUUGGUCUGAAUUGCUAAAGCCUUUAGAUAGUGAUUUAGCAAAAUGUUGGUGAUGGUACAAACUACAAGGGUUUGCAAAGGUCUUGAUUGCCCUGAAAUCAAAGUUAGAUGCAAAUCCUUGUUAAAUGUCUUCAGGGGCGCCGGUGGCUUCUGUGGUUUCCUGUAAAGGAGCAACAGCGUUAAUGUGUUCAUGGGUAACAAUGGCCCCUUUGAGAAAGAAACAGGAAGAAUUCUUUCAAGCUUUGAGGGAGGUCUCUGUUGCCUUUUGGCCUGUGCACAGACUGUUGUCCAUACAGGUGUUCUCAGUGUAGCACCUCACCAGAUGCUACAGAAAGAGCUGUUGAAAUCCCUAAGUUCAGGCUGUAAGUUAAAAAAGCCACUAUGACAAAUCUCAUCAGAGUGGAACUGCAGAGACUUCUAGAAUUGACGGGAAAUAAAUGGUAUUAGAAUCACCAGGCAACAAAUGACAUCAGCCCAGACACUGGGAAUACAGCAGAGAGUUGUCAGGAAGACAUUCUGCAGAGCAGUGGUGUGCAUCCUGUGGUGAAGUUGUGGGAUGAAGCAUUCUGUGUCAUCUUCUGACCCAGAACAUGCUUCACGUCUUCACUGAAGGCUCUUCAGUGCUGGGUUUGUGUGUGUGCUGAGGAGUUCAGGGGAUGCAUUCCUGCUCUCAGGCUCUCCUGCUCUAAUGGUUUUCCUCUUUAUGAGCUGGGAUAUUCUCUGCUGGAUAUCUUUAGCUCAAAGCAGGGUCUCCUGUCAUAAAGCUUUUCCUCUUUGUGAGGUGGGAUAUUCUCUGCUGGUUAUCUUUAGCUUAAAGCAGGGUCUCCUGUCAUAAAGCUUUUCCUCUUUAUGAGCUGGGAUAUUCUCUGCUGGUGCAUCUUUUGUUGCUCAGGUGGUAGAAACUGAAUUUCCUGCAUAUUUCUGGGACUCCAGUUUGAAGAGUCUCAAGACAGAGUGCAAUACUUGGAAAAUGCUGGUUCCUCUCUGCUGGUUCCUCUCUGCAUGAAGCUGUGGGCAGACAGGGUGAGUCUUUUGACAUAAAGGGAAUUAGAACAAAGGAGAAUAUACAUCCAUUCUUCCUGGGAUGGAUUUUUAAUUCUCCUGGUGUUCUUUGGGUUGUGGUAUGUCUUCAGCAGUUCUCACCAGGUACAGAGAAAUCUGUACUUCUUCCUCACAACUUUAAAACAGUCUGUAGGCAAUCAAGGUGUUUGGAUCUCAUAGGGCCUGUACCUUGUUGGUGCCUCUGGACUUUUGUGCCAGCUUUUAUUUCUUGUAGCCCAUGGGAAGCUCACACGAGAGCCUUCCUGGACUUGGAUUUCUAAAGCUGCCCUUACAGGACUUGGUGAAAUAGAACACAAAGCCACUGCUGGCAGUUUGGCAGGGAAUUGUUAGAAGGCUUAAAAGAGCCUCUGUGACUACACUCCACAUUAGCCAAAGUGCUUUGGAGAGAGGCUUUCAGGAAUUCAGGCUUGGUGCCUAUUUUUACUUGGUUUGUAAGCUCUUAGUACUUUGUCAAGGAUAGCACAAGUCUCAUUUCUUCCAGUUUUUUGGUCAGGAUAGGAUAUGGAAUGGAUGGUGGAUCUGAAAGUGCCAUGGCUGUCUUUGGAGCAGUUCUGCCCUCUGAAGGGUCUCCCCUUUCCAAAGCACAGUCAGCACUGAAACUCCCGGCCUGAGCAGAAUGCUGCAAAAGGUGCAGAAGGAGGCUGUGUCCUGCUGGGAGCCAGGAAUGGGUGACAGACUGGGUUUUCUGCCCUUCCAGUUUUUCAGCAGUGAAAGAUGAGAGCAGCUCCCUCUGAGAAAUCCUUUUGCUCCUGGGCUGUGCACAGAGCUGCAGAUGCACCCAGCAGGUGCUGAGGGAGUUCUGCCCCCUUGGCUGCGGGCACACACGGCUCCAGCAGUCUGUGCAGUGGAGAAAGUCCCCAUCCUCUGUUCCCUGCUGCUUGGCUUUACAGAGGUGUCAGUGCUGGCCUGAGCCUGUGGCCAUGUCUGGAGGGACACCCAGACAAAGCAAAGAGCAGCAGCUUCUGUUCUGCCUCGUUGGACAGAGUGGGAUCCUUGGCAUGGGGCGCUGGUGUAGGACCGAGCAUGUGGAACACAUGAGGGUCCUGCAUGACCAGGAGUGAAACAAACCUUCACUGGGCCCCUGAUCCUCUGUUCUCUUUCUUUUGUGCUAUCAAUGAGUAGAAGUCAUAGAGUGAAGUUCUGUUAAUUUGGAAUUCACAGAAUCGCAGAAUGUUCUGAGUUGGAAGGGAUUCACAAGGAUCCCUGAGUCCAGCUCUUGAGUGAAUGAUCCAUGUGGGGAUGGAAUUGGGGACCUUGGCAUUACUGGGACCAAUCUCUGGGCAUCUGAGAAAUCCUUUGGUUAGCUUCAGGUCUCUUGCAUAUUUUGGAACAUUAGUGUGAUAUAACUUUAAUAACUAGUAAUAAAUAUUAGUGUGUUUAGGAGAAAAACUAGUUACUGCAUGAUAAAUGACCAUUUUAAAGCCUUUCCAACACAACUGAAGUGGUUUUACUGGGGCACUACCUGUAAGAGCUGCACUGGUUUUAAACAAGGCAUAUAUAGGAGCAUAUAUUUAAAUUUUAAUUCUCUUUUUAGUAUUAAAAUUAAAGCAACUUAGUCUAGAAAAAGAACUAAUUCUGGUGUUAACACCAUGAGAAUGUGCAUUGAUUUGCAUUUUAAUAUACAAAUUAGAGUAAAUAAAAAAAAAACCAGUUGCUGAAUGAAAAUAAAUGAAUAUUUAAUCUUUUCUUCAAUUAAAGACACCAGUAAAACAGUGUAUUUAGAAAAGAUAUGCAGUUGUAAACCUGUUGAUUGUACUGAUAUAUCAGCCCUGUAAUUCAGUCUGUAUAAGGUGAGUUAUUGUUUGUAGCUGUGCCAGCCACACACAGGCAGGGCCCCCUCCAUGGAUUUUGUGCCACCUGGUCCCUGUGCCCACUCCAGGGCUGGCUGGUGGCUUGAAUUCAAUAAAAACUCACAGUGAACCCUAACUCUG
Molecule: messenger RNA, 5041 nt
Organism: Melospiza georgiana
Lineage: Eukaryota; Metazoa; Chordata; Aves; Passeriformes; Passerellidae
Gene: TRIM25
Product: tripartite motif containing 25
Exons: 9
Coding region: 25-1935 (636 amino acids)
Molecular function (GO): protein binding; zinc ion binding
Source: RefSeq, a predicted model, not a curated record